Zingiber officinale is the source of this 384-nucleotide messenger RNA. RefSeq lists its product as uncharacterized. The record is from RefSeq and is a predicted model, not a curated record. The transcript is spliced from 2 exons. NCBI's taxonomy places the organism in Eukaryota, Viridiplantae, Streptophyta, Magnoliopsida, Zingiberales, Zingiberaceae. Bases 1 to 384 code for a protein of 127 amino acids.
AUGGAGAAGUGUCUGUUCGGGGCGAAAAGUGGGUGCUUCUUGGGAUAUAUCGUCACCGAGCGGGGCAUUGAGGCAAAUCCCAGCAAGGUGAAGACACUUCAAGAUAUGCCACCACCGAGAAACUUGAAGGAAGCUCAGCGCCUCACCGGCCGGAUAACAUCAUUAUCACGGUUCAUCUCCAAGUCGUUCGAACGGAGCCUUCCUUUCUUCAAGAUUUUGCGCCGAACCACCAAGUUUCAGUGGGACGAGGAGUGUGACCAGGCCUUCAAGGAACUCAAGGCGUAUCUGAACUCGCUACCCGUACUAGCUAAGCUUACUGUCGGUGAACCACUUCGGAUCACUACGUUCUUGCUUGCUGGAGAAGAGAAAGAUGAAAAAAAGUAA